AUGGACACUAAGAGAGACGAUAUGGCGGAAGUCGCGCGCAUUGAGGAUGUGGGGGCGGUCGAAGUCGAUCCCAAGGAGGCGGCGAUGGUGAACCAGGCUAAUUCGGAGCUAUACAUGGAAGCCAUUCAAAGAUAUCCAGUGGAUGAAGCAAUUGAUUCAGAGGAAGAAAAGCGGCUGAAGAGGAAGUUGGACAUUCGGAUUCUUCCUCUUCUUGGAAUAUGUUACUUCUUCUACUAUGUCGACAAAACGACCCUCUCAUAUGCUGCCAUCUUCGGCAUCAAAGACUCUCUGCACUUGGUGGGUACCCAGUACUCAUGGCUGUCUAGUAUCUUCUACUUUGGUUGGCUGGCCUGGGCGAUUCCAUCCAAUUUGAUCAUGCAAAGACUCCCACCUGCCUACUACCUCGCUUUCAAUAUCUUCAUGUGGGGAGCCCUCCUGAUGUGCGAGGCUGCAUCGAAGAAUUUUGCAGCCCUCGCCGCUCUCCGAGUGCUUUCGGGAGCAUUUGAGGCGAUUGCGGAUCCGGCGUUCAUGGUGAUUGUCUCGACCUAUUAUACUCGGGAGGAACAACCAUGGCGCAUCUCAGCGUACUAUCUGUGGAACGGUCUGGGGGUGGCCGGGGGCGGUCUCAUUGGCUAUGGCAUUGGGAACAUCCAGGGCGCCCUCGAAUCAUGGCGCUACGAGUUUAUCAUUAUCGGUGCCGCCUGUGCAUUCUGGGGCAUCGUGAUCAUUUUCAUGCUUCCGAACUCCCCUACUACAUUCCGAGGCUUUAGCCAUGAGGAGAAGCUGAUCAUGAUCGCUCGCAUGCGCCGCAACCAGACUGGCGUCGAACAGAGAAAGAUUAAUUGGGCACAUAUCAAGGAGGCUUUUGUUGAUUACAAGACAUGGAUCUAUUUCCUGCUCGGCUUCGUGGGCAAUAUUCCCAACGGUGGGAUCUCUAACUUCUCGACUCUUGUGAUUGAGGGAUUGGGCUUUAAUACCUUGGACACGGCCCUCCUCGGUAUCCCACAGGGUAUUAUUGUCGUGAUCUGGAUUGUGCUCGGUGCCAUCUGCAACCAAUAUCUUCCAAAGAACAGCAGAACUCUCGUUUCUGCCCUAUUCAUGCUUCCGACCAUUGCAGGGGCACUUGGCUUCCUCCUCGCCCCUGAUGAUGCUUAUGUCGGCCGCUUGAUUUGCUUCUACCUGACUGGGUCAUACCAAGCCUCCUUCGUUGUUUGCCUGUCCAUUGUCACUUCGAACACCGGAGGUCAGUCCAAGAAGAUGAUCGUUUCCGGAAUGACCUGGUUCGGGGUGUGUGUUGGCAACAUUGCCAGCCCGUUCUUUUACAAGACCGACCAGGCUCCCAAAUAUCCUCUUGGCAUUGGCUCCCUUCUGGUUGCCAAUGUCAUUGAGCUCUGUAUCUUCUUCGUGUUACGAUAUGCAUACAAGUGGGAGAACCGGCGCAAGGAGAAGGAGCGAGAGGCUCUAAGAGAACAGGGCCAGGAUGCAAUGUUGUCGCAGAAUGCGACGGCCUUCAACGAUAUGACUGACCGGGAGAACCCCAACUUUGAGUAUGUUUACUGA
Molecule: messenger RNA, 1560 nt
Organism: Penicillium chermesinum
Lineage: Eukaryota; Fungi; Ascomycota; Eurotiomycetes; Eurotiales; Aspergillaceae
Exons: 3
Coding region: 1-1560 (519 amino acids)
Biological process (GO): transmembrane transport
Cellular component (GO): membrane
Molecular function (GO): transmembrane transporter activity
Source: RefSeq, a predicted model, not a curated record